AUGGCUACCCCAAAGGACCUCACCCUCCCCUUGGACUCGUCGAACGGACCGAGUGAGAUUACAAAGGACUUGGAAAAGGGCCUCGAGUUGAGCCGCCACCUGACCAACAGCGCAGUGUCGACCUUCUCGUGGUCGGACGUCUCGGUCGUGGUCAAGGACAGGAAGACAAAACAGCCCCUGCGGAUCUUGACGUCCAGCCAUGGCUCGGUCGAGGCAGGAAGUGUGCUCGCGCUCAUGGGCCCCAGCGGCAGCGGCAAAACCACGCUGCUGAACGUGCUUGCUCACCGCACGUCUUCGAUGAAGGGCGAGAUCCAGGGGAAGAUGAUGAUCAACGGACAAGUGACCAACGCGUCGGCGGUGCAACAGGUCUCGACGUAUGUGGAACAAGAGGACGCCAUGAUCGGCAUCCUCACGCUGCGGGAGACGAUCGACUUCGCGGCCCGGCUGUCGGUCAACGGGCAGCUGUCCAAGCAGGAGAGAGUCGCGCGGGUCGACGAGCUGAUCGAGUCGUUUGGCCUGCAACGGCAAGCGGACACCAUUGUCGGCACGCCGCUGCGCAAGGGCCUCAGCGGCGGGCAGAAGCGCCGACUGAGCGUGGCCAGCCAGCUGGUCACGUCUCCGCGCGUGGUGUUCCUGGACGAGCCGACCAGCGGCCUCGACUCGGCGGCCAGUUUCGAGUGCAUGAGGUACAUCAAGCAGGUGGCCAAGCAGCACAACCUGAUCGUCAUCGCCUCGAUCCAUCAGCCGUCGACCACCACGUUCCAGCUGUUCGACCAGCUGAUGCUGCUGUCCGAGGGCCGCACGUGCUAUUUCGGCCCCGUGUCCAACAUCCACGCCUACUUCGAGCGCAUCGACCGCCCCGUGCCGCUGCACAUCAACCCGGCCGAGUUCCUGCUCGACCUGGUCAACAGCGACUUCAGCCACAGCAGCGCGGGCGCCGCCGAGGGCAACCUUCGCUACAUCCAAGAUGCAUGGACGUCCUCGGAGGAGUACAAAGCCCUAGAGGCCGCCACCAGCGGAACAGAUGCGCUAGGCACCGCCAGCACGCCAAUCCCCCUUGCACGGAGAUCGUCCAAGAACAUCGUAACGGUCUCCUGGGUGCUCCUGCACCGCAACUUCAUCAAGUCGUACCGCGACUUCAUCGCCUACGGCACCCGGGUGGUCAUGUACUUUGGACUGGCCAUCAUGAUGGGCACCGUGUGGCUGCGACUGUCGUACUCGCAAGCCUCGAUCCAGCCCUUUACGAACGCCAUCUUCUUCGGCGGCGCCUUUAUGUCCUUCAUGGCCGUUGCCUACGUGCCCUCCAUCAUCGAAGACCUGCACACCUUCAACAAAGAAAGACAGAACGGCCUGUACGGACCUUUACCGUUUGUCAUCGCAAACACCCUCGUCGGCAUUCCCUGGCUGUUCCUGAUCGCAAUCAUGUUCUCCGUCGUCACGUAUUGGCUGGGCCACUUCAACCCGACCGCGGGGGGAUUCUGGAUGUGGGUGUUGUGGCUGUUCCUGGAUCUCCUGGCCGCGGAAGGACUGGUGGUGCUGGUGUCGUCUCUGUUCCCGAUCUUCGUCGUUGCGCUCGCCAUCACGGCGUUCGCCAAUGGCCUGUGGAUGUGCGUGGAUGGGUUCAUGGUCCCGCUGGGCAAGCUGAAUCCGUUCUGGAAGUAUGUCUUCCACUACAUCGACUACCAAGCCUACGUCUUCCAAGGCAUGAUGGCCAACCAAUUCCGCUCCACGGUCUGGGACUGCGCCAAAUCCCCCGAGGGCUUCCAGUGCAUGUACCCGUCCGACCUGGCCUCACAAGGCAAGAUCCGCGGCACCGCAGUCCUCCAGGCGUACAAGUACUCGUGGUCCUCGGACGUCAUCGGCGAGUGGAUCGGCAUCAUGUUCGCCAUCAUCUUUGCGUACAGGGUUUUGGGGUACUUGGCCCUGGUGGUCAAGAAGCACUGA
Fonsecaea multimorphosa CBS 102226 is the source of this 1944-nucleotide messenger RNA. RefSeq lists its product as uncharacterized. Bases 1 to 1944 code for a protein of 647 amino acids. Gene Ontology annotation, molecular function: ABC-type transporter activity; ATP hydrolysis activity; ATP binding. Gene Ontology annotation, cellular component: membrane. The transcript has 2 exons. Lineage: Eukaryota; Fungi; Ascomycota; Eurotiomycetes; Chaetothyriales; Herpotrichiellaceae. The record is from RefSeq and is a predicted model, not a curated record.